UGCUACUUUCGGAGUUAUCAUGGUCACAUGUAAGGGGAACUAACUAAUGCUGCGGGGAGCUUGUAGGCGGUUGUGACACACGACUGAGCUAUUCUGCAUUGUCACUCGUCCGCCAGGAGAUAGAUAGACAGGGCCUAUCGGUACACACACUUGACAUUCUCAUCAUGGCUGACAACAGUGUCCGUGACUCUGUGAAGGAGUAUUAUGGGAAGACCCUGCAAAAAACCGAUGACCUCAAGACAGGAGCCUGUAUGACCCCAGCCAAGCUGAUGACAAAACCCAUGAGAGCUGCCCUCAGUGCAGUGCAUGAUGAAGUGGCCAUGAAGUACUAUGGCUGUGGACUGGUCAUACCAGAAAAGGUGGAAUCAACACGCAUCCUUGACCUUGGUAGUGGAAGUGGGCGUGACUGCUAUGCGCUCAGUAAGCUGGUGGGUGAGGAGGGGUCAGUUGUGGGCCUUGACAUGACCGAUGAACAGCUGGAAGUGGCGAGGAAGUACAUUGACUACCAUACUCAGAAAUUCGGCUACUCCAAACCCAAUGUGGAAUUCGUCAAGGGCUACAUUGAGAAAAUCACUGAGGCUGGGAUCAAGGAAAACAGUAUAGAUAUCAUCAUCUCCAACUGUGUGGUGAACCUGUCCCCUGACAAGAAGAGUGUUCUGAGGGAGGCGUACAAGGUUCUCAAGGAGGGUGGAGAGCUGUACUUCAGUGACGUCUACUGUGACCGGGACGUGCCAGAUUCAGCCAGGAAACAUGAAAUCCUCUGGGGCGAGUGCAUCAGUGGUGCCCUCUGGUGGGAGGACUUGUACACGCUGGCCAAGGAGGUGGGGUUCAGCGAGCCCAGGCUUGUGACAGCAACACCAGUUCCCGUGACCAGAGACGAUUUCAGACAGGUGCUUGGUGAUGCCCAGUUCGUGUCGGUGACGUACCGACUGUUCAAGUUACCAUCCACCCUGCAGCCUAAGAGGCAGGUCAUCUACAAUGGGGAGAUCCCGGGCUAUGAGGGGGAAUUUAAGUUUGACUACCAGCUCACAUUCAAGAAUGGGGAUGCAGUCAGUGUAGGGGAGGAGAUGUCCACCAUCUUGUCUGCAUCGCGGUUCAAGGACGAGUUUGACUUCCAGCCAGUCUCUGCACCUGGAAAUUGUUGUGUCCCGGCCAUGAAAGUGAAAGUUGACCCAUUCGAGUACAUGGCCCAGUUGGAUGCCAAGGGAGAGUUACCUGCCCCUGCUUGCUGUGCAUCGGAUGAAAAGAAGUGCUGCUAAUCCGAUCAUCAUAAUCACAGAGCAAUGUCACAUAUCGUGCAAGAAUUGUCCAGAUCUUCAGAGAAAAACAAUUGAUUCUCAGCCAAUGACAUCAGUAAAAUGAGGGCAAAUGACAAUUUUAAUUGUUGAUCUUAAACAGUGUGCUGUCAGAUCAGAAUUUCAAAUUAUACCCUACAGCAGAAACAGGAUUCUUUCUUGUAAGUUGAUGGCAACAAAGAAGAGGACCUGAAUUUGUGAUGUAUCUUGUUGGUGUCUGCUGCAUCCAACAUCAUUUGGAAGUGGGGGCACGGUUGGCCCAGUCAUCUAAGGUGGAUUUUGGCCACACCAGAAAUAUGAUUGUGGGUUCGAAUCCCGGUUCAUCCCCAAUUGUUUCUAGGUUUGUCAGCACCAUACCUGUGCUCAUGGGUUUCACCAAAGUGGUAAAUGUCUGAGACCUGCAUCACUUCAGGGUUUUCCCCCAUAUGAAGCCGACACAUCAUGAUAUAACUGGGAUACUGGUCAAAGUAGCAUUAAAAGCCAACACACUCACUCUUUUGGAUGUGGUGGGUAGCAACAGGAUGAUCAAGCUGUUCAGUAUUUAAUAACAGCAUUGAUGGCAGUUAAAUCCACGGUUUCACAACUCUUUCAUCACGUGUAUGUUCCAACAAUCAGGACGUUGUUUUACAUCUCCCCACAUUUACAGUGUACUUGAGUCACCCACAGUGGGAAGAGACAAAUGGUUUUACAUAAUCCAUGGCUCGAAUAAACAGGAUUCUUGUCACUGAAUGCUCUUACAGAUGCUAGUAGCGACAUUCUUCAAUUGUAUAUCAUUGUUGACAACGCUGUCUCUUUCUUGCCUUCAGUUCAUUUACCUCUCAUCACCUUAACUAGUCUUUUUUAACACUUUAACAACUUGAUUUAAGUUGUUCAAGUACCACUCAAAUAACCCAGUUCAAAUUUUAUGAUCUGUAUCUAACAGAAACUUAUUGGCCAUGUCAUUAAUUACAUAUGGCCUCAAGAAAAUAGGGCACCAGAGCCUCGACAGUCUUUAAAAAGACACAUAAUGCUCAGGUGCUCAUUUUCAUCAUAGAUGUCUAGGUAUUGAAAUUAGUGCCUUGUGUGAAACAAACUAACAUCCUCCAUAUGUAUAUAAGUAACUGUUCACUGUUGGAUUGACAUAUAUCAUAAAUUUUUAUCGAAACGACAUACUGAUGUUUGAACGACUUGCUGUAAACUUUGUAUGACUGGCUACAAGGCGGAGCCGAGUCUUACAUGGAUUAUUAUGAGUUCUCAACUUCCUGUUUUGAGGUGUAAUUCAUCUGAAUCUUCAAUAAAUUAAGACAAUUGACAUGAGACUAUAACAGUAAUAAAUUUCAUUGUUUCAUUUUUGUUGUUCAAUGACUUUCCAAUUGUAUCAGUAUUCUACAUGAUUAGGAAGCACUGUUUGGAGAAUGUGCUCAUCAGAGAUUAUCAAUCAUGAAUACUGUCAUGUGACCCUAUUUAUGAUUUGUGCGAUUUAUACAAAUAAAUUUGCUCAACAAAUAAA
Haliotis rufescens (red abalone) is the source of this 2784-nucleotide messenger RNA. Its product is annotated as arsenite methyltransferase-like. Gene Ontology annotation, molecular function: arsenite methyltransferase activity. Bases 165 to 1259 code for a protein of 364 amino acids. The record is from RefSeq and is a predicted model, not a curated record. Gene Ontology annotation, biological process: arsonoacetate metabolic process; toxin metabolic process. Lineage: Eukaryota; Metazoa; Mollusca; Gastropoda; Lepetellida; Haliotidae. The transcript has 10 exons. Gene Ontology annotation, cellular component: cytosol.